CCCACCCCACCCCGGCCCUCCUUCCUCCGCCGGCAGAAAUCAGACACCGGGCCGGCCCCGCGCAGCCCUUCGGGGGAGCGGCGCCGGAGUGCGGGCGGUGCCGGGAGGCCGCCGCUGCCCGGCCAUGCCGCGGCCCGGCUGAGGCGUCCCCGGAGCUCGCCGCCCGCACCAUGCCAUGUGUCCCGCGGAGCCGGGCGGCGAGCGGCUCCUUCUGGCUCCUCGUCCUCCACGUCCCGGCGCUCUGCGGGGCGGGCGGGUCUCCUUUCCCCGACGGGAGGCAAGAGCAAUUUAUCAAGACACUGCAAGAGUACCACGUGGUUGAACCAGCAAGAGUAGAUGCAAGCGGGCAUUUUGUUUCUUUUAAUUUACACCACCACAUCUCAAACACGAAGAAGAAGAGAGAUCUCAGCAAAAAAGAAAAUGCGGUGUAUUAUAAAAUUAACCACAAGGAGAAGGGUCUGUUUUUCAACUUGACUGCCCACAUGGGAUUUCUUUCCCACAACUACAUAGUAGAGAAGAGACGUGGCAACCAUACUAGCGCAAAGAUUGCAACGCACUCAGGCGUUCAUUGCCACUUCAUUGGCACAGUAUUGCAGCCAGGUUCUGGGAGCGGGACAGCAGCAAUCAGCACAUGCAGCGGCCUGACUGGAUAUUUCCAUCUGCCCCAUGGGGAUUACUUCAUUGAGCCCAUUAAAAAGCAUCCACAGAAAGAGGGAACACCCUAUCCCCACAUUAUCUAUGAGGCAAAUAUCCUUCAAAAUGCUUUAAGGAGAAGACGAGCAAUCCCAGUGGAAGAACAACAAGCAUGUGGAUUGAAUGAUACCCUCAGCUUUUUCAAACAAGAAGAGCGUCGGAGGGAAAAAUGGGAACAAAAUCAAAUGGCUGUCAGAAAGGUUUCUCGGCGAUCUGUCAGCAAGGAGCGAUGGGUGGAGACACUUGUGGUUGCAGACAGUAAGAUGGUUGAGUAUCACGGAAGUGACCAUGUGGAAUCAUAUAUCCUCACUAUAAUGAAUAUGGUCACAGGGUUGUUCCAUGAUCCAAGCAUUGGCAAUGCAAUUCACAUUGUGCUGGUCCGGCUCAUCCUCUUCGAGGAGGAGGAGCAAGGCUUGAAGAUAGUUCACCAUGCUGAUAAGACACUAGCCAGCUUCUGCAAAUGGCAAAAGAGUGUCAAUCCCAAGAGUGAUGUCAACCCUACACACCACGAUGUGGCUGUCCUUCUCACCAGGAAGGACAUUUGUGCUGGUAUGAAUCGUCCAUGUGAAACCUUAGGUUUGUCACAUCUGUCAGGCAUGUGUCAGCCUCACAGAAGCUGUAACAUCAAUGAAGAUUCUGGCCUUCCACUGGCAUUCACUAUUGCUCAUGAACUUGGACACAGUUUUGGUAUCCAGCAUGACGGAAAAGAGAACGACUGUGAGCCUGUUGGAAAGCGCCCGUACAUCAUGUCCCGGCAGUUGCAGUAUGAUCCUACUCCGCUCACCUGGUCACAGUGCAGCAAGGAAUACAUCACACGUUUCCUAGACCGAGGGUGGGGAUUCUGUCUGGAUGAUAUUCCCCAAAAAGAAGUCUUAAAGUCCCCAGUCAUUGCUCCUGGAAUGAUUUACGAUGUGCAUCACCAGUGCCAGCUUCAGUAUGGCUCCAACGCUACUUUCUGUGAAGAUGUGGAUAACCUUUGCCAAACACUUUGGUGCUCAGUGAAAGGCUCCUGCCGCUCCAAACUAGAUGCUGCUGCGGAUGGAACUCGAUGUGGAGAAAAUAAGUGGUGCUUCUCUGGUGAAUGCAUUACAGUAGGCAAGACUCCAGAAGCAGUCCAUGGUGGAUGGGGUGUUUGGUCAUCCUGGUCCCAUUGCACAAGGACCUGUGGGGCAGGAGUUCAGAGUGCAGAGAGACCAUGCAAUAACCCAGAACCCCAGUUUGGAGGAGACUACUGCACUGGAGAAAGGAAACGCUAUCGCAUGUGUAACAUUAGCCCCUGUCGAAAAGGCUUGCCCACCUUUCGUCAGAUGCAGUGCACUGAAUUUGACACAGUUCCCUACCAAAAUGAAUUCUACCACUGGGUGCCAGUUUAUAACACAGCAAACCCCUGUGAGCUCCACUGUCGUCCAAUAGAUGGCCAUUUUUCAGAGAAGAUGUUGGAUGCAGUCACUGAUGGUACUCCUUGCUUUGAGGGAAGGCACAGCAGAGAUAUCUGUAUUAAUGGAAUGUGUAAGGCUGUUGGUUGUGAUUAUGAGAUAAAUUCCAAUGCAACUGAAGACCAGUGUGGAGUUUGCCUGGGAGACGGCUCUGCUUGUCAUACAGUGAAGAUGACAUUUAAUCAAAGCGAAGGAUUUGGAUAUGUUGAUAUUGGGCUAAUUCCAAAAGGUGCAAGGGGAAUCAGAGUCACAGAAGUUGCAGAAGCAGGCAAUUUCCUUGCUGUGCGAAGUAAAGAUCCAGAGAAAUAUUACCUGAAUGGAGGUUUUAUCAUUCAGUGGAAUGGUGAAUACAAAGUGGCAGGAACAGUAUUUCAGUACGACAGAACAGGUGAUCUAGAAAAUCUGACUGCUCCAGGACCCACCAAUGAAUCGAUAUGGAUUCAGCUGCUUUUUCAAGAGACUAACCCUGGAAUCAAGUAUGAAUACACUGUACGUAAAGAAGAAAGCCAUGAGAAUGAGAUUGGAGAACCAGAGUAUUUUUGGCAAUAUGGAGAGUGGACAGCCUGCAGUGUUACCUGUGGAAGAGGGGUGCGGCGCCAGAUUGCCCACUGCAUGCGAAAGGGAAGCGGAGCAAUCAAAAACUCCUUCUGCGACCCAGCAACGCAGCCAAAUGGACGACAGAAGAAAUGCUAUGAGAAGGACUGUCCGCCCAGAUGGUGGGCAGGAGAAUGGCAGAAAUGUUCGACAACAUGUGGCCCAACAGGACAGAAGAAACGAACUGUACUUUGCAUCCAGACAGUGGGAUCUGAUGAGCAGGCAUUGGCUGUCACGGAAUGCCAGCACCUCCUUAAACCAAAGACCCAUCUGUCUUGCAACAGGGAUGUCUUGUGCCCAUCUGACUGGACAGUGAGCAACUGGACUGAGUGCACAGUUACUUGUGGUGGAGGGAUAAGGACUCGUAAUGUUACUUGUGCCAAAAAUAACCAUGAGCCAUGUGAUAGUUCCAAGAGACCAAACUCUAAGGCCCUGUGUGGUCUUCAGCAAUGUCCUUCUGCUGGAAGAUUUCUGAUACCCCCACUGGCACCCAGAAGAGGAAAGAUCAUAAUCAGAAAAACAACUACUAAUCCCAAACGGAGUCGUCCUAACAGGAUACCUCUACCAAGCCCAAGGUUCCAUACAACAACAAAAACACCCAAUCCUGAAAGUGUGACUCCCUGUUUGCCUACAUCCUUUAGUUUGGGUAAUGUCUCCGAAAAAGAAGGAACAACCAGCAAAUCAUUACAAAAUAAUUUUGUUGGAUCUAGUGAUGUUUACAGUUAUCCUGUUGUUUCUACUGAAAAUAGUUCACACCAGAAUACUACUCCGUGGCCUUUUCGUAAGAGCUCAAGUACCGAAAUUAUAAAGCAUGCUGAAAAUGUUUCUAAAAGUGAGCCAGUUUCUGCUGUAACGGGUGAAGUGCAAAACAGUGAGUACAUUCCUGUCUCUUAUUUUACCAGUAGUCCAGAAAUAAGUUCCAGCUAUGAUUACUUAACCGAAGAAUCUGAUGACAUUGAUGGGUCAGUAGGAGGCAGUGGGAAACAGAUUGAUCGCCUUUACAGCACAGAACACAAUCCUGAAAUCACAACCAGGAGCACAACGAUAGGUACCAGUUCUCACAUCCUUCAGAAUGACAGCGUGACUUCUCACCUCCCCCCAGCAUCUCUUCCCCAAGAGCCUUCUGCGCUCCCUCCUGUUAGCAGAACAGCACAAGGGCUGGCAUUUCCAACACCAGCAAACUCUAUCAGUCUGCAAGUUGAUGUGCCUGUCAUAGAAGUAACUACCCAAGAAGCAGCUGUUACAGUAAUGCCCACAGUGUUUGGUAAUGUACUGAGAGACCAGACUGACAACAGAACAGAAAUUAAGCUUCCUGGCAACACAACCUCCAGUACACAAUCAUCAGCUCUUGAGAAUGCUACCAGGAACCAAAGUGCAUCCAAGGGGGUUUUGAUGAAUGCCACUGAAAGUAACCACCUAAUAACAUCCAACAGUUUUAUUGGUGAUGCCUACUGGAUAGUAGGGAACUGGAGUGAGUGCUCUACCACCUGUGGAAUGGGAGCUUUCUGGAGACACGUGGAGUGCAGCAGCAAAAAUGCAUCUCACUGUCAACACACAAAACAGCCCGAUCCUGCCAGAAAAUGUUAUCUCCGCCCAUGUGCUAGCUGGAAAACAGGAAAUUGGAGCAAGUGCUCUGCUAACUGCAGCGGUGGUUUCAAGACCCGAGAUGUUCAGUGCAUCGAUGUUCGUGAAAAGCGACUUCUCAGGCCUUUUCAUUGCCAAUUACUUGGAUAUAAACCACAGCUCAGCACUAGUUGUAAUAUGGAGCCUUGCCUGCAGUGGCAUGUGGAGGCCUGGAACGAGUGUUCAAGAACAUGUGGUGGUGGCCAGCAAAAGCGACGUAUCUACUGCCCAGAAGAAGGCAACUGUGACUGGACAAAAAGACCUGAUGCCAUUGUACCAUGUAACAGGCAACCUUGUAUACAAUGGAUUAACCAGACAUGGGGCCCGUGCACUGUUUCCUGUGGAGGGGGCAUUCAGCAAAGAACUGUGAAGUGCAUGAAUACAGAAACUAACAAAACUGAAGAUGACAGUAUGUGUGCAGAUAAGCCCAAACCAACGGAACAUCAGAAAUGCAAUCUGCAAGAGUGCAGGAAAAGCACAGGCCUACCCUGCAGCAAAGAUCAACUGUCGGUCCACUUCUGCCAGAGGCUGAAAGGCAUUGGCAAGUGCUUGGUGCCGUCCAUACAGACUCAGUGCUGCUCCACGUGUAGUCAUCCCCGGGUUCGUAACAAAGCAAGAUACUGGGAUCAGCGAGGCCUCAAGCAACAAAAUUAUACUAAAUCUAGAAGAAAAUCACCUCAAAACCAAGAAAACAACAACCAAGCUGCUCAGCACUAGCUGCUUUUUAUCUAGUUGAUUUGGAUAGGGCUUCUGUUUACAGGUUUUGUUCCUUCAUGUUUUUUUCUGAACCAUCCAACAUAAAUGGAAAUCUGUGAUCAUAACUGGGAAAACACAUUCCUUACAGUUAUCAGUCCUAAUGUACUGCUUCAUUUUUUUAUCAAAUCCAGAAUUUGUAACAUUAUUUGCAAUGUGCAAGCAGUUAGUACUUAGGCAUGCACAGAGGCUAUAGGCAAGCUUGGAAGAAGGUUGUUUCUUUUUUUUUUUUUUUUAAUGAUUGUUUUGUUUGCUCUUUCUUCCACCUGUUUUCCAAAACUCUCUUGAAACAGCAGCACCACUUACUCAAGAGUGCUGAGUGAAGGCGGAUGAUGGGGCAGCCAACACAGACUUCUGUGGGCCAAAUUCCCCUGUGCUCACUCACUUUUCUGUUCUUUUUUUUUUUAAGAAUCAAGGUGAGGUGUCAGUGUUUCUCUAAAUUGUUUACUCACUUCAGUUGUUAUAAAUAUAAAAGCAGAGUUUUAUAAUAACUGAUUAUGAUGUGUAGGCUGAUCCGAAAUGUGUUUUUAAAAGAAAACCUUUUCAUUUAGUACUUGACUGAACAUCUAAAGGAUACCUCAGAAAUAGCCUGUCCUGGCCAGUUUUCUCCUGCUUCAAAUGUCUUGCUCUAAUGUAAAAACAAACAAACAAACAAGAAACAACAACAAAAAAACACCAAAUCUGGAAUGUUAAGUUCCCAGAGAUGCUUUAAGCAACAUUUAUUGGUACUAUGAAAGCAAAGUUGUUUGCAUCUACCACCUGAAUAGACAGAUAUAUAAUUCACACAGAUAAUCAGUGACAGUUCUAUCAUUUAAUCCAGUAUUUCCUGUAGAGCAUAAAGCCACAUGCAGAUUACUCUAAUCACCUCACUCACAGCAAACUUCAUCCCCCCUGCCAUGCAAAUCCCUGAUCAUAGUGAAGGUGAUGACAUCUGGGCUUAGGAGCCUGAGGCCCAGAGUAUCUGCAUAACUCUGGACCUCUGCCCUUAGGAGAGCACCAGCCAAAUAGUGUUUUGAAUAGUGUGUUAUUGAAAAUGGCAGAACAAUGCUUAGGGAGACCAGACUGGACCCUUUGAAGGAAAGCUGGGCAUUUUCAAAAGAGGUGGUCGCAGUCUGACAUUUAGAUUCCUUUGAAAUUCAGUAGGAGUUGGACACCUUGGCUCUUCGUGCUCUUUUGAAAAUCAUGGAUUUACUCCCUAGCCACCUAAUGAUUUGAGAUUGUAAUACAGGGAAAUGUCAUAUUUUAUGCAACGUAGAGUGAGAUACAUAGCCAUGAAUCAAAGUGUCACUAUGGUUACAGAGUUACGAUUAGCAAUAGCUGUAUUUCUAGGCAGACUUUUAUGAAAGUUAAUAGAAAUAUUUGGGCCUGACUAUAAUCAUAUUAACCUAAUGAAGACCACAAGUCUAAUUGUCCUUUUUCAUAGGCUUGUGACCUUUGGCUAAGGGCUCACUUCUUCACUUGAAGUCUCUGGGAGUUCAGGAUAUGCAGCAUGGUGAGGUUAGAUUUACUAACCCCUGCAAUGGCAACGUAACCCCAGUUAUAGGUGCUGAUAAAACUUAAAAUCCACUGAUAAAAAAAUGGUGCUAGUAUAAAUAGCUUCAGGCGAUGACUUACAGUGGUGCGUGUGCAUGCAUGGGUGUACAUAGCCUACAUGCACAUUCUCUUAAAAUAAUACAUAUCUAUGGUGUUGCCGGCCAAUGCCAGACAUACUGCUUUUUCAGUGUCACAGUGUGCUUAUGGCCUUCUGAGGUCCUGAAUGGCUACCGGCCCUCUGAGCAAUAGAAGUCAGGUUGGUUCGUAUUCUGUGGGGACACAGAAGGACUGAGUCAUGCGAAGGAGUGGAGGUGUCCCAUCUGCGAUUCAGAAAGCAUUUAAGCAGGGUUUGGCCCCAGACUGCAUUGUGUAAAGCAGAGCCUGUACAGCUAAGUACAAGCAGUUGUCUGAUGGCCAAGCAGAACUAGACUGGUGGGAAUGCACAGUGGAAGUCAGCAAACAGCCAUCAGGCUUGUGAGCUAAUGAGAAGGGAGCUGACUGAGUGGAGGUAGUGCAGGUGGGAGGAAAAGUGCUUGGGAGGUUGUGCCUUCCACUGCUCUUUGCAGCACUGGCAGAGUAAAACCAUUUCUGGCUUCAUUGUUUCCUACAGGGGGCUGUUAUUUCAUUUGAAGUUGAUAAAAGUAAGUGAUAUCAUGAACUUUAAUGAAAAUAAUCUUUCUACCCAGGGAAGCACAGUCAGCACUGUUGCUCAGCUUAAAACUUUAGGGAAAAGACUGUGACAACACGAACCGUUGUAAUAGGGCAGUGCCUCUGCUGUAUUUUACCUAGGUUUUUACAUUGCACUCAUCAGCCUAAUAUCUCCUCUAUGCUAAUAGUAUUUACAAACAUCUCUGCCAUCCAUUAGCAAGGUUCCUUUCUUAUGACAUAUCUCUUUUUAAGUAAAGGUGGAUUUAUGAUCCUAACCCAGAUGGUCGCUAUUCUCAAAAUUGAAUAGAGUAUUAAGUGCUGAGGCAUAAUAUCAUUGUAUUAUCACAUUAGCCUGAGACACUUCAGCUUCAACAGGUUGUUCAGGAAAAAAUGUGUAUUUGGCACAUUCACUGCUUGUUCUAAUAUUUCAAGUUUUAAAAAGCAAACUACAAUGACAUAUUUGUUUCAAGCUUCAAUAAAUGGCAUUGCUUACA
This is a messenger RNA of Oxyura jamaicensis (ruddy duck), 7774 nucleotides long. It is a transcript of the gene ADAMTS12, whose product is annotated as ADAM metallopeptidase with thrombospondin type 1 motif 12. Lineage: Eukaryota; Metazoa; Chordata; Aves; Anseriformes; Anatidae. Gene Ontology annotation, molecular function: metalloendopeptidase activity. The coding region runs from base 171 to 5063 and encodes 1630 amino acids. The record is from RefSeq and is a predicted model, not a curated record. Gene Ontology annotation, biological process: extracellular matrix organization; proteolysis. Gene Ontology annotation, cellular component: extracellular matrix. The transcript has 24 exons.